AUGGUUCAUCUUGGUCCUGAAAUCCCAUCAAUGGCCAGAGAGAAGAUGAAGACUCAGACUUGGAUCCUGCUCCUUAUCCUGAGUUGCCUUCCAAGUAAGGGUGAAUCCAGAAGAUUAUAGAUUUGUGAUUAUAAUGAAUAGUUAGUGUUAUUCAAUAUACACUACAGCCUUAUGGAAGGACAUGUCAUCAGUGACCAACUUAAAGGAGAGAUGAUUUUGUUUUUUGUUUUUUCACUACCACUUGUCUUUAGUGUUCAUAUUUUCCAGUAUUACAUGUAUUUAGAUGCUUAUUCCUCUUCAUCUUCUAAUUCUUUAUUCUCCUGCAGAUGUAUGCCAGGGAGCAGUUGUCACUCAGAAUGAAAAGUUGCUACUAGUGUCACCAGGGGAGUCAGCCAACAUGAGCUGUAACCAAAACGAUGCCAGCAACUACUACAUGUACUGGUACCAACAGAAACCAGCAGAAGGACUAAAGCUUAUGAUUUUGUCCACUGGAGAAGGUGAAACACAGAAUAUGGAACCAGACUUUCAAUCAGACUGGGAGCUUGAGAGAAAAGACACUCACAAUUCGGUUCUACGGCUUAAAUCAGCCAAAACAGAGGACUCGGCUGUGUAUUUCUGUGCAUCGAGUAUACACAGCAGCAAAACCCAGGGAAGCAGCUGGCAAAAAACUCCAACCACAGAGGGAGCAUGAGGAGAUGCAACUAUACGUCUUGCUCUGCAGGGGGUGCUCUAGAGUAUAUUUUCUGCUUCACCAUAUAAACUGGAUACAUAGUUUCUCAAUAUACAAUAAAAUUAUAUAAAGGCUGAUUUGUUGAAGAUGUGGUACCUUUGCUGUGUUACAUUGUAAUUAUUGCGUAUAUCUUCUAAAAGAGAGAGGAAUCUAGUUUUAAUUUAUCCAGCACGCUAAUAUCGUCUAUCACGGUAUGUGAUUUGGUCAGUAUAUUUGUGUGUGUCUGUAUGUAUAUCAGUAUGUUUGUUUGUAUAAUACUAGAAGGAGGAGCACAACUAAGUAAAAUACAAAAAAGCUUCAUUAGACAAAAAACACAUGUAUAACAGGUAUCAACAUAGAUAUCAAAGAAUUGGAAAUGUUAAAACAGCUCUAUCCAAUAUGCAAACAAUAAUUGCAGAUAAAGUUAAAAUAGGAAAAAAAACAGUAUUGAUCAAAAAAAAUCCAAUUAAAGUGGUAUGACCACUAAUUCAGAGCAACAGUAUAUUAAAUACCUGUAUAUACUGAUAAACAAAAAGACACAUACCACGAACAACAGGAAAUAUGAGAGGAGGGUACAGACAUCAAAUACAAAAAAUAGCCCCCAACGUUUCGGCGUACCCGCCUUUAUCAAGGGAGCAUGUGGUACAGAGGACCUAGUUGCCAUUAUAUACCAACAUUGAUAUACCUGCUUUGACUUUAUUUGCAAUUAUUGUUUGCAUAUUGGAUAGAGAUGUUUUAACAUUUCCAAUUAUUUGAUAUCUAUGUUGAUACCUUUUAUACAUGUGUUUUUUGUGUAAUAACGCUUUUUUGCAUUUUACUUAGUUGUUCUCCUCCUUCUAGUAUUAUAUGAUUACAUGUAUAGCCUCUUGGAAAUGGGGCUUUUGGAGUGAGCACCUUGACUUUCAUUAAUUUUCUUUAUCUAAUGGUGACGACUAUUUUAACGGGUGUGCCCACUUGCGCUUUGUUAAUAUAAGUAUGUUUGUUUGUGUCUGCAAAUAUGUCAGUAUGUAUGUGUCUGUAUGUAUUUCAGCAUGUAUGUAUAUGUGUCUGUCUCUGUGUCAGUGUGUAUGUGUGUCUGUGUAUAUGUAUGCCUGUAUGUCUGUAUGUCCGCAUGUAUGUGUGUGGGUCUGUAUGUCUGUAUGUAUGUCAGCAUAUAUGUUUGUGUGUGUCUCUAUGUAUGUCUGUAUGUAUGUGUGUGUCUGUAUGUCCGUAUGUAUGUGUGUAUGUAUGUAUCUGUGUAUCAGUAUGUAUGUCUUUAUGUGUGUGUGCCACUGUCAGUAUUUAUGUCUUUGUGUCUGUAUAUGUGUGUAUAUCUUUUUCAGUUUGUGUGUCUGUCAGUAUGUGUUUAUCUGUGUGUCAGUGUGUGUGUGUGUCAGGAAUGUUUAUGUGUAUCUGUGUGUAAGUGUGUGUCUCAGGAAUGUCUGUGUGUAUAUGUGUGUCAGUGUGUGUGUCACUGUGUAUCAGUGUGUGUGUAUCUUUGUGUGUGUGUAUCUGUGUGUCCUUUUGUGUUAGUGUGUGCAUCUGUGUCUGUGUAUGUAUUCUAUGUCAAUGUUUAGGAGUUUCUGUUUAUCUAUGUGUGUGUCAGUGUAGGUAUAAGUGUGUGUGUAUCUUUGUGUGUAACUAUGUGUCAUUGUGUGUUUUUGUAUCUGCUUGUGUAUCUGUGUCUGUGUAUCUGUAUGUAUGUGUAUCACUGUGUGUAAGUGUAUACACUACAUAAAAAUGCACACCUGCAUUCAAACACCUACACUUACACACAUACUCCAUACAGAAAUACAAAAAAAGUUUAUCAGGAGUAUUUACUAAAGUGAGAAUUCAAAUUUAAAUUUAAAAUUUAAGAACAGAGUAGCUGAACUGAAAGAAUAGCUGUCAGAGAACAUUUCCUGUUUAGCUGUUUUGACCAUAAAUUUGAAAUUCACUUUGAACACACAUACACACACCUCCUUUGUUCAGCAGGCCUGAGACUCACAUGGGUCCUACCAGUUACCGAAUGCACAGAUCACAUACAUAUUAGUGUACUCAGAGAGCCAAUAGGAGGCUGAGAAACAGACACCACAAAGCAUGUACCUCAAAAGUUAGUGCUGGAGUAAAAGUGCGAGCAACAAAAUCACCAGUAGGGGGCACUGCUCUCUCAUUCUCCUGCUUACUUUGGACCCUGAGAAAGUGCACAGAUUAUGUUAGUGGAACAACUUUACUGAUGCAAGUAGACUAAAACGAGAUUAUGUUAAUGAUGAUCUCUCAUUCUCCUGCCUACUCUGCUAACUAACCAAUCGCCUUUUACUAGAAAAGAUAUGAACAUUCUACAAGGAAACAUAAACAUGUUAUACUGUAAUAUUUUACUGUAAUAUUUUUAACAAAUUAGCUGAUUUUUCAGCAUCAACUCUUUUUUUGGAGCAAAAAUAAAACAGGUUUAUCUGUUUGUAUACAUUUGCAGUUUUUUUUUUAAAUUGGUGUUUAUUUAUAGCAAAUUCCACUGACUUAAGGCCAAGCUGGUAAAAUUCAAUCUUAAUAUUAGAAAUGCUAGUAUUUAUAAACAGCUGAGCAUUAUAUAAACUAAAAAAAAAAAAAAAAAUCCAAACAGGUAGAUUAUACUCUUGUCUUCAAACUUUCCCCAAAUUCAAUAUUCAACAGUAAGUCUAUUUCUCCUAGGGCUAAUAAGACUUCAAGUGAUUAAUUUCCUCUUGAUACGUACAUUAACAUUAAAACGAUAUACAAAUUUUGUAGGGCAAUAUGAUUGGACUAUAGUAAACUAGCGGUGUGCCCUUUUUUGAGAAUUACACAGCAUAUCAAGUAAAGUUUUUAUUUGAAUUACUUUGUCACAUAUUAUUGUCACUAUGUCUUCAUAUUCUUCAACAUUUGGAAAGUCUCAGAAAUUCAAUAGGUAUUAAUCUGGGGAAAAAAAAAAAUCGAAUUCUAUUUGGUAUCAUAAUCUGGCCCCGUACGACUUAGAUCAGGGGUGCCUAAAAGGUAGAUGUUUUAGAACUACAACAUCUGUGGGGGCAGGACAGGCAGAGCACCUAACCAGAUGUCUCUCUGUGGAGCUCUGCUGAGACUCUGCAAAACAGCGUGCAGACUGAAGACUUACCGCACUCUGCCAGCAACACAAUGGGGCAUAAACACAGAAAGUAUUAAUGCCAGCAAUGUCCCCGAUUGCCAGAUAUCAAGCUCUCUUUUGAGAGGCCCACACCACUACUAGCACCCAAGAUGUCACCCGAGGCCCAGAGCGAGCAGGAAACCUUGGAGGAAUCCCAAGAGGAUGAAGUAUCGCUCACCUCGCCUUGAAUCAGCAGAGUGCACAAGCCCUCUGACUCGGAUGACGACUCAUCUCCAUCUACUUAGGGAGACAUAAAGAAGCUCCUGACAGACCUGAGGGAGGUCUGAAAGCAGAUCUGCUUGAAGCACAGACCGAGAUUGUGGUGAUCUAUCAGAAAGUUAAAGCAGUGGAGGUGAGGGAGGCUUUUAGGGAUGGCCAACUGCAGGAAGCACAGAGCCAGAUUAAAGGGCUCAAACAGCAAGUCCAACAACUGAACUGAGCAGUGGCCCACUGGAGUCCCGACAGAGAUGCUGGAACGUCUGCCUCUGAGGAAUCCCUGAGGAGGUAGGAGGGGAAGCACUGCUGCCAUUUGCCCAGAGGCUGAUUACUUCAAUGGGCAUUAAGAGUGCUGAUCCCCCCACUGAUAAAUUUGGUGUUCUGAGUUAGGAAGUCCGCUACCUAGGGAUACGAUUGCAGUAACCAGAGACAUAGCGGUGAAAGCCGCCAUCAUAAAUCGUUACAGAACAAUUGGGAGUAUUAAUUUUGAAGGCUGCUCAGUGUCACUGUUUAACGAUCUCCCGUUCUCGGUAUUGGCUGUGAAGAGGAAGCUGGCCCCGAUUGUCAAGAGGUAGAGGGACCAUUCAGUCAAGUAUAGUUGGGAUAUAGAGGGCUCUCUGGUGGCACCCCCAUGGAGAAGAAAUGCUUACCCUUUCAUCCUCUGGUGACCCUGAAGGGAAGGGGUUAAUGAUUCUCAUCUAUAAUUUCUGAUAUUAUAUUCUCUUUCUUAAGAUUUACACAAGAGCUAAAAACUAGACAAACCACAGGUUAUUUUUGAUUUAUCACUUCUGCUUUUGAAUCAACAGACGCAUCCGCAAACUAACAUUGACCGUGGCCUUUUGCAAGAUCAGCUAUUUCCGCAUUUAGCAACAUUUAUCUUUUGUAAGCACAUUAUAACCAAAGUAUGUCAAAGUUCAUAAUCAAUACUGUAUAAAUAUGCCAUCCUUUUUAUAAUACAUUUGAAGAUUAUGGAAAUCAAAGAGUGUGUGUCUGGUUAAUACGCUUCCAUAAAAAUCUUCCCUGAAUAUUCAGCUGACAAUCGAGAGUUGGAGAAUAGUGACCAGAGGGACCGAGUCACCAGAGUAGCAGAUUUACCUUUCAGCUUGGUGUCAGAAGUGGGAUUGUAGCCAAACCAUUUUGGGUGAGUAGUAAUUCCUUGUGUCUAUCUUGACGCCCUGAAUCUAUGAUCCCCAUGGUUUUGUAAGUCUACAUCAUUUUAGGAAAGGUUAUUUAGUAUAUGUGUUUUAUGUGACUCAGUUUUACAUAAGGUCCCGUUAAAUUAGUCUAGUAAGGGAACUAGACAGAGAGAUAUAUGUAUUUCUAGUAAGUGAACUAGAGAAGGUCUAAUAAGAGAAUUAGACAGAUAAAAGGAAGUCUAUAAAGUGAUAUAGACAGAGAAUUUAGUAUAUAAGUGAAUAUACUACGAUAGUGUGCACAGAGUUUCAGGUUCACCUUGUCCACCCUCUAAUUGUCAUUAGUUAAGUCUGGUUGUGAGUGUGAAUAAGUGUUUGAAAGAUUUGUCCUAGGAAUGGGAAAUUACCAUGCAAGAAUAUGAAGUAGUUAACUUUUCUUGUUCAUAUGUAUUUUAUGCUUAAACAAGGUUUAUAAUCAUUAGUACUGACUGUAAGGAUAUGAAAUAGUUAAACUCUUUUUGCUUUAUAUGCUAACCCUGAAAAUAUACUCACUGAGAAUCUUGUUAAAGCACAUUUGUAGUGUCCAUGUCUUUAUUGCAAACAAUGAUUCUCCAUCAAUUGGGUGAUUGUCUAUACUGGGGACACACUUUGGUAAGUUAGUAGUGUGUCCACCCUGAGUCAGCAGUAUGGGAAAUGUAAGUUCAGGUCCUGAGUGACCAAUAUAUAUACAUAUAUAUAUGAUAGCAGUACUGUAUAUUAGAAAAGAACUGGCUCGCAGGUUGUGCCUGAUAGACCUACUUAAAUCUUUUGCUUUAUUCUUUCUGUCGCAUAGAAGUAUAAGUUUAUUACUCUGUUUUAUUGCAAGUUAUUUCACAUGGGAUCUGUGUGCCUGGUAUGAUUAUUACUUUAAUACCAUAAGCCCACUACACUUUCUAUGAGAGUGGGAUAGUGUAAAUGUGUUACAUUGUUUGCAUGAUGAGCUCAGUAUAUUUAUAACUGAGACAAAAAGUCACUUCAUUAGUAUUUGAAAGUUAAUUCCCCAUAUGGGAUUAAUUGUAUAGAAACACCAAUCAGCAGAUCUUCCCUGCCCUGUGUGUUUGUUGCAGAGGAUCCAUACUGUAAAUAUGAUUUUUGUUUGUAAAUAAGAGCAACAUCUACAUUUUCAGCGGUCCAACACAUGCUUCAUUUUGCGCUGUAAACUAACCUUUUUUAUUGCAACAGAUUCCUUUUAAAUGAUCCAGUGUAAUAACUACUGCUUGUGUCUUCUAUGUCUCACAUUAUAUGUGUUCUGUUCUUUUAAAUUGUGGUAUAUAGCCUGAAUCAGACAUCAUGGACAAAGGUUUCUACCUGUGUUACUAAGGCUCUUGGAGACUGACCGGUCUAUACAUUUUUUUAAGUCUCUGAGAGUUCUGUAAGAUUCUGGUGAAACCAUGUCUGUGUAAUCUGUCCAAAUGUUUGCUCAAUUUCUAUAAGAUUUAAGUUGAUGCAGCAUCAUCUCAGAUUAGUUAAUGGAAGUUUCAUACAAAUAUUUGAGUUAUGAGCGCGCUAUAUAAAUGGAUCCUUUCUCUAUAUACAAUACUAUAGUAGAUUAAAGUAAUUAAGUUAAUAAGAAUUAAAAUAAAUAAAUAAAUAAAAAGUAUACAUAAGAAUCCCUAAAAUAAAUCUAAUAUAAACUAAAAUUGGUAUACCUUACAAUAAUAUGUUCUGAGUACAGCUGUUAACUGUUUAUUCUGUGUAAAUGGUGACUGUGAUAAUGUGUGAAGUGUGCAGCUUAACUGGAAAGUGGUUUAAUUUAUAUGUUGCUGUGUUGUUUUAAAUUAUAUUUGAAUCAGUUUGUCUCAGUCUAGUGAUACUGAUAAAAAUGCCAGUCAAAUAACUUUUAUUAGCUGUUGAAUACUAGCGUUUUGGCCAAGAGUAGUUCUAUGAGCUUAGAGAAGCUCUGUGUUGUGGUCUGAUAUAGCUAUAUGGGAAUGGAGAUUUGGAGGUGCUAGUUUAAGAUUGCUUUCAUAUUGUGUCUACCCAUGUUUCCUAGGAGAGACACAGAGAGUGUAGUUGCGUGCCCAAGAAUGUGUUUUCUGUAUUGGCAUAUCUGCUGGGUAUCCAUUAUGUGUUUCUACUACGUCUGUUUUGUGAGAUGUCUGUUUUGUGAGAUGACAUGUAAUAUUACAUUGGAUGCUGAGUAUGAGUUAUAUGGUUUGAAAUGAAUUGGUGUGUUAUGUGUUUUAUGUAUUUUAUUGUCCAUUGUGUAGGAGUUUAACUAGUCAGAGUGAUUUGCAUAUCAUUAACGCAAGCAUUUAGUGUUUUUACAAAAGGUGAAAUGCUGUUCAGCCGGCUAGAAUGAAACAAUUGUAUGCUAUCGCUCCUGGAGCAAGAAAAGCGCUUGUUACAUCCCACGUGAAAGGGGCCCUGCAAACUUCUGCUGUUCAAAUCGUGGGUCCACGUUUCCCUUUGCAAAUUGAUUAAUCCUGAAAGUCAUUCUUUUACUGAUAAAAAGGAUUGAAUGGACAAGAUGUCUCUCCCUCAUAAAGGAGUUCUAAUAGGGGAGUAUUGUCCAGCUCAGAGUUAACUCUACUUUUAAAGUAUAUUGCAUUGUUUGUGUCAAAGUAAGAUUCAUCUAGAAUGCCUCAUUGAUUAUGGGGUAAUAAUAACAUGGUAUUUUUAAUAGAGAUUAGACAAUUUCUGAAAUUUAUAAGUGAGGUAAUUUUAAUCUCCUAAACUACUGUAUUAUAUUUGUAUGGGUAAAUUGAAAGCAUUUUGCAGAUCCAGAAGACAAUUAAUAAAUAAUAUAAUAAUCUCACUAGGUGCCAAAUUAUGUAAAGAGGCUAUCCAAAGUAUGCACUAACGGGUUAAACUUGUUUUCUUGAUAAGCGUAUAACAUUUAGUUUUGUGGUUAGACUUUUUAUACUCAAUUUGAAAUACGUCCCAACUACAUCCUUGCAUGGCACCAGGUACAGGUAGCAAUAUGCGUUUUAAAAAUUUGCAAGGUCUUAGUGUUUUCUAUAUAUUAUAAUAAUGGAAAAGUACCUAACCGCAUGUCUGCAUUACGCUCAUGACACAGACUGUCAGUAUUGCAAGCCCUAUAUGAAGGCUAUGCCUAUAUGUAUAUACCCCUAGACAACCUUGCUUUAUAUAAAACAUUUAAAAGCUUAUUAAUAGUAAAUCUGUGUGGUACAAAGAGGGGUACACAAAGAGGGGUUGUGAGUUAGGUAAUCCCGACCUGCAUAUGGAAUAUGCUUCCUCCUUGUUCACUUUUGUUCCUUGUUGGUCUGUGACUGGCCCUUUUUGACCCCAAAUGAUUUUUUGGGGAAGAUACAGCAAUUGUGGAUAGCAGGGUCACUGAAAAAAUGAGUGUCCAAACCCACCCCCACAGAUUCCUCAAUAUCAACCACAGCUUCCAAUCUAUACCCACACCCAACAGCCCCAGCCUAAUACACAGAUGGUUCAUGUUUGUAAUAUUUUAUAUAGUUUUAGGUGUUAAUCCAAGAGUAUUGAAUUAUUCGGGAUUAUUAAAGUAAUACAUUUUGAAUAUCAAAUCAAGGUUCCAGUUUAGGAACAGAGUUUUAUUGGGAAUUAGCCCCAUAUGUAUAUGUUAGUGUUUUAAUAUUCAUCCUAACAAGGAUUUCUAUAGAGUGAGUGCUACUCUCAUCCGUACAAAGGCAUUCCAAAGGGGUUUAUGUAAAACUUCAUAGAAGACAGAUUGCAUAAAAUAUAAGCAAAUAUAAGAGAAGUACAUGUUACACAAAUUAAGGGUUUAACCUUAAUCUCUAAUUUUAGUUUUAGCCUAGGUAAUUAAUUAAUGUUGUAUUGAUCCUUGUGUUUGUAUGAUUGUAGAGACCGUCCUGGAGUGUUUGUGCCGCCUGAUUUCUGGGACUACACAUCAAUCUCUCUGGCUGACCAUGCAAUAAGUAUUUUGCAAUUACAUCUGUUUGGUCAUUAUCCAUGCAGGCCGAAGAAACUGAGAUACUUAUGAGGACAUAAACUUUGCACGCAAGAACCUGGAAAGUCCUGAAGGUGCAGUGCUGUCUAAUACCGCUGGUUCUGUAAUAACCCUUUCAACCAUUGGGGUGUUGCACAGAGCUUUGUGGUGAAAAUCCAGCAAACAAAAGAACAACUAUGUGGAAGCUGACAUUGUCUUGUUGUCAGCCAUAUUGCUACCCUUAGCCAUUUUAUGGAACAAAAUGUCUGGUGUCUAAACUGAUUUCUUUAUACUCUGUGAAAGACUUAUUCUAUUUUUCUGAACUAUGCUGAACUAUUGAACUAUUUUUAUUUUUAUUUUUGUAGAGUUAGCCAGAGAGAGAGGAAGUGUUAGCUGACCCAGGGAUGGAUGUACUAUGUGUGUUUUUUAUAUAUGUUGAGUGUGCCAGGGAUGGAUUCCCAUGUUUUGAGGAACUGCGUGAGGAUAUGACUGGUUUUGACUGGACUUUUGGAAUAGGGAAAUGGUUAAAAGAUAUAGGACGCAAGGUCCUGGUUGUGCAAUAAUAUAGUUGCUAUAAGCCCAAGUUCCAUUCUGUCUUAAACAUCCAUUUUCUAUAUAUCUGUCUGCAAAAGUAUUAAGUGUUUUUUGUUUUGUUUUUUUUCUGCUGAGUUGAGAAUGACUGCAAUCAGCAAAGGUUCAUUAAUUAUACUAAAGAUGCCCUACAAAGCCUUGCUGAACAAUUACAAGCUACCUCCCAGAUGACCUUUCAAAAUAGAAUGGCCCUAGAUAUGAUUCUAGCGGAGAAAGGGGGGGUUUGUAAAUACAUUGCCUCAGGAGUAUGUUGCACCUAUAUCCCUCAGAACACUGGCCCCAAUGGAAAAGUAACAUUAGCAAUACAGAAAUUAGAAGAUUUGGCAAAGGAAAUAAAGAGUAACUCUGGAGUAGAUAAUUACUGGGGUGAUUGGUUUAAUUUCUCUUCUAUCCUUAAUUCAGUAAAAACCAUAGGUCUGAUCUUGGUUAUGGGGGCUUCUAUCUCUCUCUUCUUUUAUGUACUUGUAAGAGUGAUAUUCUGCAUCUACAAACACACACCCCCAUCACGUCCACUACCUCCACCACCAGUGUAUGCGGAAUACUUACAAUUCUACAUGCAUGAUAGCUAUACUCCCCAAAAUAUCUACAUGUAAUCUAUGUUAGCCAGGGUAUAUGCCAUGGGAAUAGUGGCCGAAGAAAUAAUGAAAGUCCUGCAGAAUUGGCUAGCAAUUCUGAAUAUACCAUGAACAGCUACCCUGGCUAAAACAACCCAAAUGGGGUAUGAGCAAGGUCUUGCUCAAAGAGGGGAAUGAAGGGAAGGGGUUAAUGAUUCUCAUCUAUAAUUUCUGAUAUUAUAUUCUCUUUCUUAAGAUUUACACAAGAGCUAAAAACUAGACAAACCACAGGUUAUUUUUGAUUUAUCACUUCUGCUUUUGAAUCAACAGACGCAUCCGCAAACUAACAUUGACCGUGGUCUUUUGCAAGAUCAGCUAUUUCCGCUUUUAGCAACAUCUAUCUUUUGUAAGCACAUUAUAACCAAUGUAUGUCAAAGUUCAUAAUCAAUACUGUAUAAAUAUGCCAUCCUUUUUAUAAUACAUUUGAAGAUUAUGGAAAUCAAAGAGUGUGUGUCUGGUUAAUACGCUUCCAUAAAAAUCUUCCCUGAAUAUUCAGCUGACAAUCGAGAGUUGGAGAAUAGUGACCAGAGGGACCGAGUCACCAGAGUAGCAGAUUUACCUUUAGACCCCAAAAUAUUUCUACAGAACCAGGACCUAUUGGCCACAUCAAAUACGAAGGUCCCAGCCAAGGGAAAAAACAAGCAAAAGAGUGGAAACUCUAAGGGGGGCAACACACAGCCAUCAACCAUAGAACCUGAGGGCGCUGCUUAUCAGCUGAGUGCCUCACCCAGACACCAAACCUAGCCAUUAGGCUGUUUGUAUUGUGGCCUAUAUAAUCACCCUUACUCCCAUUCAUGGGCCAAGAUAGGCAGCACUCAAACGUGGAGAUGCAAUCUAAACCCUACCAACAGGACCAAUUUGUUUGUGUUUGUUGCUUCUUACCCGAAUGUAAUGCUUUAUUUCUUGUCAUGUUCCAAUCUCUGAUAAAAAGAAAAAUAUGUAUAUUAUAUAUGUACAAACAACAAUAAAACACAAACUUGAAAAAUCAAACUACAACUCCUGUGAUGCUUUGCAUGUUUUUAUAAUGCCUUGAGAAUGACAAAGCAUCUUGGAGGCUGUAGUUUUGAAACAUCUGGAGAUCUACCGUUUGUUAGCAUCUUCAUUCCUGCAGAGUGUGGUUCACUUAACUUGAUAUGUUCAUCUCUUGCCACUCCACAGACUAUUGAUUCUUUUGCAGGAGUAUACAGACUAGAUUGCAUGGCAAAACCAUGUAGCACGUAUCGAUUUGUCAGAAAAAUAAAUAGUUUUGGUUAAAUUGGGUUUUGUCCAUGUGGGGUUUUGGUUAAGAUGAAUUUUAUCCAUGCGAUUGUUUCAGGAAAAAUGAUUCAGACAAACCAAUGCAGCCAAUACACUCUCAUUCUAUUAACGGACAAGUGAUCAAUAGAGAGGAAUAAAGGAGGGGAAAAAAAAGCUAUAUUUAUAAAUAGAAUUUAAAUAUAUUAUAUAAAUACAUUAUAAUUUGAAUAUGCAUGUUUUUAAUGCCCCUCCUUUUUCACCUCUAUGUUCUCACUGUGAAUCAAGUGGUUUAAAAGUGCACCCAUCAGUAUACUGUAAAAUUCGGAGCCAUUCAACUCACAGAUAAAAAUGAGAAUGUACAACCAAAAGAGAGAAGAAAGGAUAUUAAACAAAAAAUAUAUAUUUUUUCUAUCAAUCAUUUUUUUGUUUUGUUUGGGAGCCAUGGAGGAUACUCCAAAUCAUGAAACAAAAGAAAAAUCUUAUUUGUUUUGUGAUUUAGUCAUAUGGAGAUUUGGAGUUAUAGAAUUCGGAUGAGUUGCUGAUCGACAAAAAUUGUGUGCAUGGUUUACAUGCAUUUCUAUGAUCUGAUUUUCCAAGGACACAGCAAUUUUAUAAAAUUUUUUUUUAUAAAAUCCCUACUCUGAUUAUUUUGUUUCACAUAUUCCCUACAAAGUUUUUAAAAUAAAUGUUCUUUGUAGACUAGUGGAUACAUUUUUAUGAGUAAUCACACUGCAUAUUGUGAUUAUUUGACAUUGCAUUUUAUGUGUUUUAUUGUAUGGAAAAAAUAUUUACAUUGUAUCCAACACAACUUGAGUGAUGUGUGAAAACUGUCAUUGGUUCUGAAUGAGGCUUACUGUUUGGGUGUCAUUUUAAUCUACACAAAUAUUUUGUGUAGAUUAAAAUGACUCUGUAGUUGAAGAUGUGUGUUUGUCUCUAGCAGGAAGAAAAGUUGACGAUGAAGACUGAACAUCUGAGCAUUGUAAUGAAAAAUCUGGAGAGGAAGUGAAAAUUAGAGAAAAGAGAGUCAGUAAAAAUAUAGAGCAUCUCUAUGUGUAGCAGGAGGAGACAUCUCGAAAGGAAGUGCAGUAAUUUUGAGAGCAAUCAAAGCUGACACAUUAUCUAGGAGGAGCGUAUUACUCUAGUCCACCAGAAUGUGCCAAUAAAGAGGCAGCUUGUCUGAUUAUGUUUUAGAUAUAACUUAGAAUUCCAGGAACAGAAUGUAAGUGGCAUUCGUCUUCUCUUUACAGAGACACAUUGAGAUGAAGAGACUGCUCCGUGUAAUCUUCUACCUGAAGGUUUUCUCAUGUAAGAUGGAGACUCAGGAGAUUUGUCUAUGGUUUCUUUGAAUCCAGGGCAGAGAUUGAGCAUCAACCAUUUAGCCAGAGUUUGUGCAAAGCAGUAAUCAAACUAUGUCUCUCAAAGUAUUUACAUUGGGGGUGCCCAAAAGGUAGAUUCCCAGGUGCAGUAGUACUACAACUACCAUGAUGCUUUGCAUGUCUUUAGAACGAUAAAGCAUCAUGGAAACUGUAGUUUUAAACCAUCUGGGGAUCUGCCUUUUGUGCACCACUGAUUUACAUUAUCAGAAAUAGAAAAUGGGUAUAAAAUUAUUUAUAAAAAUGGAGAUAUAGAUAUUCCAUAUUGUGACAUGUGAAGCAGAAAAUAAAAUUUUUUCUUCUGUCUCCACUGUCCCCAGGUCUGUCCCACGCUGUGACCGUGACUCAGGACAAUCCUUUUAUAUUGCUGCAUGAUGGAAAUAGUAUGGAUGAAAUAUCCUGUACGCAUGAUGCAACCGAGAGCUACAAUAUGUACUGGUACCGGCAGAAACCAGGAGAAGGCUUGGUGCUUAUUGCAGUGUCAUAUGGCGAGAAAGAUGUCAACCUAGAGAAUGGGUUUGAGAAUAAGUGGAUAAUGACUCGGCCAAGUAAUGCGAAAUCUACAUUCACACGGAAUGGGGCAGUGAACAUCACAGACUCUGCCAUGUAUUACUGUGCAGCCAGUUUACACAGUCAUAGGAAGCUAAGACACAGCUGGCACAAAACAUAAUGCUUAGGAGUUAGUGGUAGAGAAGAAAGUGAAAUUGAAAUGUCACCAGUAGAGGACACUGCUUUCUCAUUCUCCAGCCUACUCUGUAAAAUGUAAUUUUCUUCUCAGUAAACAUACAAAUUGCAAAACAUAGAAAGGAAAAGGAAACACUUUCACAGUUAUUCACCAAACUGAGAAUUCAAAGUGCAUUCAUUACAGAUUUCUAAUUUAAGGCCAAAAUAGCUGAAUUGGAAGAAUUAUCUAUGUCAUCUAUGGUUUCAGUUCGGCUACUCUGGACUUGUGAGGAAGAGUCAUUGCGAGAAAAAUAGGAAAAAAUAAAAGCCAUGGAGCACGUCAAAGUGAUCCAAUAUAGCCCCCCCUCAUGGUACGUAGUGCUCCAACCAAGAGUCUCAUAAUCCAAAACGAUAAAGCAAAUGAAAAACUUAUAGGCCACACAAUGUGUCAAUAAAGGGUAAAACUCCACUGUGGUUUAUCCAUAAUAAAUCUACACCCUACUGGCACAUCAGAUAGCCUGCCAGGUCUUCAUUUGAGCUUUUGAAAAAAAGACACACGGUAAAUGAAAAAAACAUCUGUUUAGGUAAAAGAAGAAAACACCUAAGGAAGGAAAUAACAGCUGUUGGGAAAGAGACAGUAAAUGAGACAACAUCAGACCCAGCAGGAGGAGACAUGUCACCGUCAAGAGGAAAUGACAUUCACUGAAAAUGUAACAGAGAGUAGCAGAGAGUCAGACACAUAUUGACUGAGUAUUCCAAAAGGAGCCUAGUAAACCUGACCCCAGAAGGUUCUAAUAUAGAGACAGUUUGCAGAUUGAUAAUUUUCUAAAAGUAAUUCUUAGAACUGAAUAAAGGGACAUUUAUCUUCUCUUUUUAGUGAGGUGUUGAGAUGAAGAGACUGUUCCAUGUGAUCUUCCUCCUGAAGGUUUUUUCAUGUAAGUAUUAUAUUGAGGAGAUAUUAUUUGAGGUCCCUUUGAAUCUAGGUCAAACGUGUCAAACUUAUCCCUAAGUGCACUAAGUGGCAUGCAGUGUGUUUCUACAAACUUUGAAUAUUGAAGUAUUAAAGUAAAUACAUAUGUUCAGAAAGAUACAGCAAUAGGAUGAUUAAAAAUAUAAGUUCCUUGGCACUCACUUUAUUAUAGAAUAUAUUUUUUUAUAGUCUAUAUACAAGAUUAAUUGUUAAGCGUGCAGAAAGUAUAAAAUUAAAGUCAAGCACAAAUUAAUAGUAAAAUGAUGGACAAUAACAAUUUAAGGACAUCAACCUUAAAAUAAAUAAAAACAUGUAAUAAUGUUUCCUUUGAUGGAAAGAUAAAAAAGAUGCAGUAAAGUUUUUGUAGGUCACUUUGGUUAUUGGGUAAAUAUAUUGAGAUUUUAGUUCAGUUUCAGGGUAGUGUGAAGUGAAAAUGAAAUAAUUAAGUAAUUAAAUGAUGACCCCUCUCUGUGUUUUGAUUAUGCCUUCCAGGUCUGUGCCAGGGUGUGGUGGUAACUCAAGAAAAAAGUCUUCAACUGGUCACAGUUGGAGAACCGGCAAAUAUUCACUGUAGACAUGAUGACAAAACGGGUGCUUAUUCUAUGCUCUGGUACCAACAGAAACCAGGAGAUGGUCUAGCACUCAUGGGAAUAUCAGCAAGGGAGCAUGAUUCCACCAUGGAGGAGAACUUCAAGGGCAACUGGGAUAUUGAAAGACCAAAUCUGGAGGAGUCCAUUCUGAAGCGGAAUGGGACAGUGAGCAUCCAAGACUCUGCCGUGUAUUUCUGUGCAUCCAGUUACACAGCCAUCGGAAGCUGA
Pelobates cultripes (western spadefoot toad) is the source of this 15330-nucleotide messenger RNA. The record is from the annotation of a GenBank genome assembly. Lineage: Eukaryota; Metazoa; Chordata; Amphibia; Anura; Pelobatidae.